GCCGCGCCCCACCCCACCCGCUUCGCCACGGGUUCGAGCCCUGGCGUCGGGGCGUCCGGGAUCCCGCUGUCCAGCACCGAAGGCAAGGCCGGUCGACGCGGACCCGAGGAUUCGGUAGAUGUCCCCCAAGCCCCGCUGCCGCUCUAAGGCGGUGGAAGCGAGAUUCUCCGGAAACCCAGGGAACCCGAUGCUCGCACAGGACCAAAGCCCGAGGCCGCGGGGACCACAGAGGGACGGAGAAGCCGGGACUCCUCACAUCUCACAUCCGGCAGGGGAAGCCCAGCGGCCCCGCGCCGUGGCGACCUUGGAUCCAGACACCUGGAGAUGCUGAGCUGACCAGAACGGGAAGGCCGCUUGGACCUGGGGCUGACCAACACAGUUUUGGAUCAAAGGGAGCCUUUGGGUUUCAGCAUCCUGUAAGAGUCUAUUUACCCAUGUCAAAGCGUCAAGAAUACCUGCAGAGUUCCGGGGAGCAAGUACUGGCCAGUUUCCCAGUGCAAGCCACGAUUGACUUCUACGACGACGAGUCUACUGAGUCUGCUUCGGAAGCUGAAGAGCCAGAGGAAGGACCCCCGCCCCUCCAUCUUCCGCUCCAGGAGGUGGGAGGUCUGCAGGAAAGGCCCGGGGGAAAGGGCAGAGACCAGGGUAUCAACCGAGGGCAGCAAUCCUUAGGAGGGGGUGACCCCUGGGGGGAGGGUCUGCUCCCUCACAGUGUCUCCUCAAGGGGCGGCGAGGGCUCCUCAUCCAAAUGAAUCUGUCUCUGUCUCUUGGGCCCUGCCCGGGGACCUGCCCCCCACGUUCUCUUGGGGACACCCAAGCCAGGACACCGCGCAUCCCUGCUGAGUGUACAGAGGCUGGAGGCUUCUCGGGCAGCCCCUGGCCCGCACACUACUCCUGGCAGAAAGUCAGCUUUUACUUUUCUUUCCCCUGGCGAUUCGUUUUUGGUGCACUCAUGCAUGCCUUUGAGAAAAGAUUCUAGGACAAAGAGAAGGUCUAAGUCAACAGAGGUGUUAUCUGGUAGAGCCAGUUUUCAAAGCUCCUUCCGCGUUGUCACUCGCUGAUCAGGUGAUGAAUUCUUCCUAGAUAGUCGCCCACUCCACCUCCUACUUAACCUGAGACUCAUUAUUUAGCUAUUUCUGCUUUUGUAAAAAUAAUUUAGAUAUUAAACCCCAAUUUUAAUCUAUCAUCCAAGGGCAGAUGUAGUUGCUUAGUAGCAUUUUGGAAAAAAAAAAAGGUUUGGUUUGGUUUUGUGAUGGAGUUUUGCUCUUGCCUCCCAGGCUGGAGUACAGUGGCACAAUCUCGGCUCACUGCAACCUCCACCUCUUGGAUUCAAGUGAUUCUCCUGUCUCAACCUUCCAAGUAGCUGGGAUUACAGGCAUGAGCUACCACGCCUGGCUAAUUUUUUGUAUUUUUAGUAGAGACUCGGUUUCACCAUGUUGGUCAGGCUGGCUUUGAACUCCUGACCUCAGGUGAUCCACCCGCCUCAGCCUCCCAAAGUGCUGGGAUUACAGCCGUGAGCCACUGAGCCCAGACAAAAAAAAUGUAUUUAUUUAAAAAAAUUUUUUUUAACCCACCAAUUAAUUCCCAUAAGAGUAACAAAAAGGACCAGCCUGACCAACAUGGAGAAACUCCGUCUCUACUAAAAAUACAAAAUUAGCCGGGCGUGAUGGCACAUGCCUGUAAUCCCAGCUACUCAGGAGGCUGAGGCAGGAGAAUGGCUAGAACCCGGGAGGCGGAGGUUGCCAUGUCGAGAUCGCGCCAUUGCACUCCAGCCUGGGCAACAAGAGCGAAACUCCGUCUCAAAAAAAAAAAAAAAAAAAAAAAGGGAGUAACAAAAAGAUAGGGAUUUUUAGGAGACAAUUAGAUAAAAAUGUAUGUGAUGACUGUAUAAGGGCUGUGUGUAUGAAUUUCUAGGGAGUAGAACCUUCUCUCUUCUUAGUUGGUGACUGGGGCUUGGUAUUUUAAUAAAUGAACACUUUUUUAAAUUUUUUAUUUUUUUAACCCUACCCUUAACCCAUGAACACUAUUUUUAAUUGAAGUAUCUGAUGUAAAAUUAUUUUGAGUUUUUCAUAUUUUGGUGAUAAAUGUGUAUUCCUGAAACUUUUUAACUUACUUAUCUUACAUGUGGUGUCUUCCUGUAUAUAGUACAUUAUAUCAAUUUCUACUUGAAAUAAAUAUUUUGAAAGAA
Symphalangus syndactylus (siamang) is the source of this 2188-nucleotide messenger RNA. RefSeq names its product ripply transcriptional repressor 3 (gene RIPPLY3). Gene Ontology annotation, cellular component: nucleus. The record is from RefSeq and is a predicted model, not a curated record. Lineage: Eukaryota; Metazoa; Chordata; Mammalia; Primates; Hylobatidae. Gene Ontology annotation, biological process: embryonic pattern specification; negative regulation of transcription by RNA polymerase II.